UUGCGCGCCCGGAAGCAGGAAGUUGUCGGCCUCUCCUCCCCGCCCGGCGGCGGCUGUCCCCGAGGCGGGAGGAGCCCGAGGGGGCGCGGGCCCCGCAUGAAUCAUUGUAGUCGAUCACUUUCCAGUUCUCAGCCACUCAGUUGUGAUAAUCGAGGGACACGGUGUUGUGGUUUCGGAACUGCCAGCUCAGAAUAGGAAAAUACUUGGGAUUUUGUAUGGGAAGACAUGGAUCUUGCUGCCAACGAACUCAGCAUUUAUGACAAACUUGCAGAGACUGUUGAUUUGGUGAGACAGACAGGCCAUCAAUGUGGCAUGUCAGAGAAGGCAAUUGAAAAAUUUAUCAGACAGCUGCUGGAAAAGAGUGAACCUCAGAGGGGGCCACCCCAGUAUCCUCUCCUCAUAGCUGUGUAUAAGGUCCUCAUAACCCUGGGAUUAAUCUUGCUCACUGCCUACUUUGUGAUUCAACCUUUCAGCCCCUUACCACCUGAACCGGUGCUUUCUGGAGCUCACACCUGGCGCUCGCUCGUCCAUCACAUCCGGCUGAUGUCCUUGCCCAUUACCAAGAAGUAUAUGCCAGAAAAUAAGGGAGUUCCUCUGCAUGGGACUGAUGAAGACAGACCCUUUCCAGACUUUGACCCCUGGGGAACAAACGACUGUGAGCAGAAUGAGUCGGACCCCAUCCCUGCCAACUGCACUGGCUGUGCCCAGAAAUUAGCCCUCAAGGUAAUGCUCCUGGAAGAUACCCCGAGGAGAUUUGAGAGACUCCAUCCGCUGGUGAUUAAGACGGGACAGCCCCUGUUGUCUGAGGAGCUUCAGCAUUUUCUCUGCCAGUACCCUGAGGCGACAGAAGGCUUCACCGAAGGGUUUUUCACCAAGUGGUGGCGCUGCUUUCCUGAACGAUGGUUCCCAUUUCAUUACCCAUGGAGAAGACCUCUGAAUAGAUCCCACAUUUUACGUGAGCUUUUUCCUGUUUUCACCUCCCUGCCAUUUCCAAAAGAUGCCUCCUUGAAAAAGUGCUUUCUUCUUCAGCCGGAACCUAUUGUGGGGAGUAAGAUGCACAGGAUGCAUGACCUGUUUACCAUCGGCAGCGGUGAGGCCAUGCUGCAGCUCAUCCCUCCCUUCCAGUGCCGAAGACACUGCCAGUCCGUAGCGAUGCCUCUGGAGCCGGGGGAUAUUGGCUAUGCCGGUGCCACCCACUGGAAGGUCUACAUUAUAGCCAGAGGGGCCCAGCCUUUGGUCAUCUGCGAUGGAACCACCCUGUCAGAACUAUAGGAAACAGAACUGUAUAGAGGAACAGAUUUGAGAGCUGAAGUCGAGAUUGAAAGGGGAGAAAUAAAAACAAAAACAAUGAAACCACUUUCCAGGGGUUGGUUACUUAGUUACCUGCCCUAUGCAUGUGUGUGAGCCAGCUAUGUGUUGGAGGCAGUGGCCAGAGCCCAGCCCUCCUGACUUUUCCAGCCCAGCUGCUUGGCCAGGACUUUGCCAAUACCCGUCUGUCAGAGACUGGGCUCUUCCAGGCCUUUUGGCACCUCAGCCUUGAGGCUGCCCCUCAGGCAGGGAGCAGGAUUGGUGCCUGCCCUCACUUGCAUGGCCUGAUCCCCUCUGCUGUCCCCUGGCCACAGAGAGGCAGUCAGCAUGGCCUGACUUCAGAGCCAUCCUUUACCAGGUGGGCCUGCUUGUCCUGUCUUCCUGGCCACACACGCUGUACUUUUUUGGAAAGCAAUGGCUGAUUAAAGAAGUCGUUGCAGUUUCCCAAGCAGAACAGAAUCUAGAACCAGUAAAAAAAGAUGGGAUAACCUCAAAUUGCACUCAAGAAGUGCACUUCUUUCCCGGAGUCCAGGCUCUUGGACUCUCAGUGAUGCUAGAUUGGAGUCUGAUUAUAGUUGAAAUGGUAAUUCCUACGGUCAUACGUUUCUCCAUUUUAUCAGAUUCGUAUGCCUCCCCCAACUCCCCUCCCUUCUCCCUUGCUGGUCUGGAUGGUUUCUCAGAAGUCAGGCUCCUGGUCCCCCUCCCUUGGCUAGGCCAGGGCCCUUUCCUGCUGAGGCAGCACUGCUCCUGUCAACUGCGUUGCUUUUCCCAAGUGUCCUCAGAGGGAAUGAGUUAGAGUGCUGGCUGGGCAGAGGGUGCCUCCCUGGGUUUGAUCUUUAGGCUCCGACUUUCUGCAGGAAAGAUGUUUUACAGAUGUGUCAAGCUGAUGUUGUAAUGUAGUCGGGGAAGGAACUUCAGACCCGAAGUGUUUGCCAGCUGGGUGUGCAGCUCUGUGAUCCUCUGUCUUAAAAUGAGUUCUCUCUCUGUACUGCGAAACAAGGUGAGGUAUUUUUAUUUUUUGUAAUAAUAUAAAGCUGUGUUCUUUUGAUUGGAUGAUUCAGUAUGUUCAGUGUUUUCCCCAAGUCCUUUUAGUAUGUAUUAAUCAAAUAGUGUAAAU
Molecule: messenger RNA, 2425 nt
Organism: Ceratotherium simum simum (southern white rhinoceros)
Lineage: Eukaryota; Metazoa; Chordata; Mammalia; Perissodactyla; Rhinocerotidae
Gene: C13H6orf89
Product: chromosome 13 C6orf89 homolog
Cellular component (GO): Golgi membrane; nucleolus
Source: RefSeq, a predicted model, not a curated record